This is a messenger RNA of Acanthopagrus latus (yellowfin seabream), 1942 nucleotides long. RefSeq names its product coiled-coil domain-containing protein 177. The coding region runs from base 151 to 1824 and encodes 557 amino acids. Lineage: Eukaryota; Metazoa; Chordata; Actinopteri; Spariformes; Sparidae. The transcript has a single exon. The record is from RefSeq and is a predicted model, not a curated record.
UGAGGGCGCAGCCUGUCCUGAAAGCCUGGGAUAAUCCCUCCGUGACCUCCCUGCGGUGCCGGAGAGGCUGCUGGGGGGGGACCGAGAGCAGGAGCGCUUUUCGGAGCACCUGAAAAGUCUUCGUCCGGGUAGUUUACCCGUUGUUCCAUCAUGGGGGAGCUGACCACCACCUCUCCGGGGGCCCGCCUGGACCUGAACAACUUCGACUCGGCCGCUGCUCGGGGCAGUCGCUUCGUCCUGACGAGCCCCCGCUCCCUGCGCUCCUGUGCGCGGCUCGGUGUCAAACCUGUUCAACUCCUCAUCAAAUCGCUGAACGAGCGGAUCGCUGAGAGGAGCGACGCGCCCUUCGAGGCCGUCAGAGUCAUGCACGAAUCCUACGAAAAGGAGAGACUGAGGCGCUUGCGAAUGUGCCGGGAGGAGAGGGAGAGGAUUAUCCGGGCCGACGAGGUGGACAGGUGGUCGGACGGUAAAGUCUCGGGGCUGGGGGUGGCGCCUGAGACCGGACCGGGAGAUCACACGACGGGCCCCCUCGCGUACGCAGAUCUGUGCCUCAGAGGGAGAUCUGUGACCUCUGCUCACUACGACAGGAGCACCGUGAGCACCCUCAGCCUGGGAGACCUCAGGCACUCCCCGGCGACUGAGAUGCAGCUGCGGAGGCUCGCCAAAGACAUCAGGAAGCAGGUGUGCGUCACCGUGUCGGAGACUGACCGCAAGAUAGCGGCUCUGAUGCUGGCGAGGCACGAGGAGGAGCGGGCCGCCCUGCGGCUCCGUCAGCAGGAGGAGCAGGAGCGGCAGGAGGCCCGCAGGCAGGAGGAGGCCCGGCGAGCUCAGGCUGAGAACAACAGGAGGAGGAAACUGAGGCAGGGUUCGAAACGAUGGCAUGAGGACCUGGAGGCCCGCAGGAGGCUGAGGGGCCAACUGGAGGAGCAGAAGGCGGAACAGCUCGAGCAGGAGGUGAUGCUGCAAGAGGACAGGUGGAGGAGGCUGAAAGAGGAGGUGGAGGAGCAGCGCAGAGAGAAGACAGAAGCCGCGCAGAAGGAGGCGGAGGGGCGCAAACUCUACCAGGAGAAGCUGCUGAGGGAGAGGGAGCAGGUGGAGAGAGGGAGGCUGGAGAGGGAGAGGCAGGUCGCGGUGGAGAGGGAGCAGAGGGCCAGGAGGACCAGGGUGUCGCGGGAGAAGGAGAAGAGGCAGAGGCUGGAGGAGGGGAACCGCAGGGAGCUGCUGCGACACCUCCUGCUGAAGCAGCAGGUGGCGCAGCAGGUGGAGGAAGAGGAGGCACACACCAAGCGCGCACUCGAGGAGAAGCUGCGCCACUCGUGCGAGAGGCGUGCCAGGUCUGCCAGGGCGCGGCUGAGGGAGCUGCAGCAGCGGGCGGCCCUGGAGGACGAGCAGAUCCGGAGGGCUCGCCUGAGGGCCGAGCUGCAGAGCUUCCAGCAGCUCACGCACAAACAGAUCCUGGUCCAGCUGAGCCAGCGGCGCACCGAGAGGGCCGCCGUGCACGCCUCGGCCCGGCACAGGGCCAGAGCGCAGCAGACGCGGGAGCGCAACAAACACAGGCAGCUCUGCCACCAGAGGCUGAGGGAGAGGAUGCAGAGGGAGGAGGAGGAGGCGAGGAAGGUCAGAGAGAGCUACAUCUCCCGGAAGGAGUACAGGAGGGAGAGGCUGAGGAGGCAGCGGGAGCAGAUCCAGGAGGAGGCGCACAGGCUGGCCCGGGCCUCCUUUCACAUGAGGGAGAGGGUGAGGCAGCAGACGCACAGGAGGACCUUUGAUCAGAUGGCCCGGGAGGCUCAGCUGACUGCCUACAUGAGCCGCAUGAAACUAUGACAGGAAUGAUUAACUCCCAGAGAGCCUCCACAUGUGCGCCUCCUCUCAGAGGCUUCAGACUGACUCCCCCAGAGCUGCUCAGAAGAGGAGCUGCAGUAAAAAAAAAAAAAAAAAAAAA